AUGGCACCACCAAUAAAGAAACGAAGAAAAGCAAUACGAAUAGCAUUUGAUGAAGAAAAAGUUAAUUUACCUGAUGAAACUGAUUUCAAGGAAAGCAGCAUGUGGAAAGUUCAUCUGGAAAAUAUCAGGCGGAUGAGAAGUGAUCAAGAUGCUCCGGUGGACAUUGUGGGUUGUCAUAUGUUAGCUGAUGCUCUUGCUGAACCAAAGAUAUUUCGCUUUCAAACACUGUUAUCGUUAAUGUUAUCCAGUCAAACGAAAGAUCAUGUGACAGCUGCGGCCAUGCAUCGUUUACGACAACAUGGAUGUACUGUUGAUGAUAUGAUUAAAAUUCCAAAAGAAGAGCUUGAACAACUACUCAUUCCAGUUGGUUUUUACAAGAGGAAAGCUGUGUAUAUCAAGAAGGUGGCUGAGAUUUUGAAGGAAAGUUAUGACUAUGACAUACCAGAUACGGUGGAAGGCCUUUGCUCAUUACCUGGUGUAGGUGAGAAAAUGGCAUAUCUUGCCAUGCACUGUGCUUGGGAAAAAAUGGAAGGGUUAGGUGUUGAUACACAUGUUCAUCGUAUUAGCAACAGACUUGGAUGGAUCAAAACGACAAAUCCUAAACAAACUCGGUUAGCUUUGGAAGCACUGGUACCACGAGAACAGUGGCAAGAUCUGAACAAGUUGUUAGUUGGAUUUGGACAACAAACAUGUUUGCCGGUUUUACCCAAAUGUUCCAAGUGUCUUAAUAGAGAUAUAUGUGCAGCUGUAGGAGUCAAAAAAAAACGUUGA
Messenger RNA from Thelazia callipaeda (thelaziosis nematode), 771 nucleotides. NCBI's taxonomy places the organism in Eukaryota, Metazoa, Nematoda, Chromadorea, Rhabditida, Thelaziidae. The record is from the annotation of a GenBank genome assembly.